Messenger RNA from Musa acuminata subsp. malaccensis (wild Malaysian banana), 664 nucleotides. RefSeq names its product acyl carrier protein 1, mitochondrial. The record is from RefSeq and is a predicted model, not a curated record. Gene Ontology annotation, molecular function: acyl binding; acyl carrier activity. Gene Ontology annotation, cellular component: mitochondrion. NCBI's taxonomy places the organism in Eukaryota, Viridiplantae, Streptophyta, Magnoliopsida, Zingiberales, Musaceae. Gene Ontology annotation, biological process: fatty acid biosynthetic process.
AAAAACCGCAGUGGUCUCUCCUCAGUAUUACACCUCUACUGCUGAGCCUGUGCGCCGCCCUCAUCCAUUUCCGUCGAAGGCGCUGAAUCGAAGAGGGAAGAGGGAGGAGGGAAGACUAAUCGAGCGAUGGCAUCCGCGCUGCGAGGGGCGAUCCUUGGUCACGUCCGCGUCCCGAUCCGAACCCUAGACCGGUUGGGAUCCCUCUCAUGCCUUCAGACCUCGAUUCGAUCGAUGUCGUCCCACGGCGACGACCAUCUCACCCGUGAGGAGGUGGUCGAUCGGGUCCUCGACGUCGUCAAGAGCUUUCCCAAGGUCGAUCCCGCCAAGGUGAACCCGGACGUGCAUUUCCAGACGGAUCUGGGGCUGGAUAGCUUGGACAAUGUGGAGAUUGUGAUGGCUCUGGAGGAGGAGUUUAAGCUGGAGAUCCCCGACAAGGAGGCCGACCAGAUCGUUUCCUGCCCCCUCGCCGUCGAGUACAUCGCCGCACAUCCGAUGGCAUCUUGAUUGACGCGAAGCUCGGGGGAGAUAGACUUCGGAACUGAUGGACGAAUAAUGUCGAUCCGUCCAAAAACUUGCUUGGAUGCACAACUAGAAGUUUCAAAUUCAUUGACUUGUGUUGAAACCGGCACUUAUUGAAAAUGUCUUGCCGAUUGGUUUCGUCGCA